Messenger RNA from Nymphaea colorata (pocket water lily), 4316 nucleotides. RefSeq lists its product as uncharacterized. The record is from RefSeq and is a predicted model, not a curated record. Gene Ontology annotation, molecular function: protein kinase activity; ATP binding. The transcript has 15 exons. Lineage: Eukaryota; Viridiplantae; Streptophyta; Magnoliopsida; Nymphaeales; Nymphaeaceae. The coding region runs from base 89 to 4222 and encodes 1377 amino acids. Gene Ontology annotation, biological process: protein phosphorylation.
CAACGACGACCAUAGUAUUUUCUCACGGCCUCCCUACCUGCCGCCGUCUUCUGCCCUUUCUUCCCCUUCCCCAAAAAGGUUCGUGGUGAUGGCUGCUUGUCUCCAUUACCUAAAAUCCCUACCAGUUCUCUUCUUUUUCUUCCACGUCAUCUGCGCUCAGGUCCCCUACCACGACUGCCUCACCACUGCUCUAAACUAUACCAGCAACAGCACCUACGAAAACAACCUGAACCGUCUCUUGGCGUCUCUCAGAGAAAACGCUUCCUUCACAGGCUUCUACAACACUAGCGUCGGCAAGGGCGCCGACCAAGUUCAUGGCCUGGUGCAGUGCUACAAAGAUAUCUCCGCCGGUGACUGCAGCACCUGUGCGGACUCCGCUGCCUCUCAGAUCCUAGAACUAUGCCCCAACAGCAAGGCGGCCGUCAUAUGGUUCGACAAUUGCCUCUUACGCUACACCAGCUUCAAUUUCUUCGGGAUCAUAGACGAGUCCAAAAACAGUUAUGUGGACGGAGAUAGCAUCCCCAACCCCGUACAAUUUAAACAACUUCUGCGGUCCUUCUUCAACAACCUCAGUAUGUCAGCCACCACUAAAAACUCAACCCUCAUGUAUGCGACUGGUUAUGUUUGGUAUACAGAUAACAUCACUCUGUACGGUCUGGUCGAGUGCACAGGAGACUUAUCAUUGAAAUCCUGCGACUCGUGUUUAAAGACUUCCAUUACUACCAUCUGGCAGUGUUGCUCAGACAGAGAGAGUGCCAGGAUUCUGUCCCCUAGCUGUGUGAUAAGAUACGAGAUCUACCCUUUCUAUGGAAGCUUAACUCCGGCGCCGGCACGGCCGGCUUCUUCACCACCACCACCACCAGCUAACCAGUCUACGACUCCCUCAACUCCGGACAAUUUUCCUGUAUCUGGUGGGGAUUCCUCGAAGACUGCGGUGAUCCUGGGCACGUCAGUCUCCGUAUUUCUGCUGCUGCUGUUGUGCAUUUUCUUGGUAUGCUUCUUUAAGAGGAGGAAGAGUCGGCGUCAGGGUACACCAGAUACAAGUGGCAUGGAAGGCAUUCGAUCAAUGAUUUAUGACUUGAAUUCUAUUAAAGUUGCCACCAACAACUUCACUGGGGCAAACAAACUUGGAGAAGGUGGCUAUGGCCCAGUGUACAAGGGCGAGCUACCAGAUGGUCAAAUAAUUGCAGUAAAAAAACUUUCUAUGAAUUCUACGCAUGGAGUCACUGAAUUCAAAAAUGAGGUAGCAUUGGUCGCCAAACUUCAACAUAGGAACUUGGUUAGGCUUCUUGGUUGUUGCUGUGAACAAGACGAGAAAAUACUUGUCUAUGAAUAUGUGCCUAACAAAAGCCUAGACAAUUUUCUAUUUGGGCGUGCAUCAAAAAGGGAUCUGCUGGACUGGGCGACACGUUUUAAGAUCAUUGCAGGAAUAGCAAGAGGCAUUUUGUAUCUUCACGAAGACUCUAGGCUAAGGGUUAUACACAGGGACUUGAAAGCAAGCAACAUCUUGUUAGAUGAAGAUAUGAACGCUAAAAUAUCCGACUUUGGACUGGCAAGGCUUCUUGGGAUGGAACAAACACAUGGCAACACAAGCAAAAUUGUUGGAACAUAUGGGUAUAUGUCACCUGAGUAUGCUAUGAAAGGUCAAUUCUCUACUAAAUCAGAUAUUUUUAGCUUUGGAGUCUUGUUGUUGGAGAUUGUUACUGGCGAAAGAAACGCAGCAUUCUAUCGAGCAGAUUAUUCUGGUGAUAUUGUUGGUUAUGUGUGGAGGCUCUGGAGAGAAAACAGAGCACUAGAACUGGUAGAUCAAAGGAUGCCAGAGCCACUGCAAAAAAAUGAAAUAUUAAGAUGCAUUCAUGUGGGCCUACUAUGCGUCCAAGAAAAUGCAACAGAAAGACCAACAAUGUCUCGAGUGGUUCUCAUGCUCAGCAACACCUCAAUGACACUUGCAGCCCCUUCUAGUGUCGGAUCAUUGGGAGGGAGAAGCAAAAUGAGUAAGCCCAUUUUGAGAAUGCAUGAUUCGAAGCAAGGGAUGAGCGGUCCCCUCUUCGCUUCAUCUGUAGCUUGCGAGGAUAAACGGACCUUCUUCAUCAUCCAUAAGCGCCGUCCAGGAUUUCCCUUCCUUAAAUCUAAGGAGAUUGAAACAUCUCCAUGUGUUGGUUCAUCAGUUAGUCCUCAAGCACUAAGAAGAAGGUGUGAAAUGGAGUUCAAGCUUAGGUUUGCUAUCUUUCUUCUCCUCCUGAUUCAUGCUUUCAGUUCAAAUGAUUUCAUUGGCAAUUCGUGCCCGAUCGGAUUGAAUUAUACUACAAACAGCACUUUCGAGCGCAAUCUGAGGAGCCUCUUUCUCUCCUUAUCUGGCAAUGCCUCGAUAGCUACCUUCUAUAACAUGAGUUUUGGCAGAACUCCCGAUCAAGUUUAUGGCAUGGUUCUGUGCAGAAAUGACGUUUCUGCUGAUAACUGUCGCACUUGCACCACCAAUUCAACUAUGGAGAUGGUCCGGCUGUGCCCAAAUGCCAAACAAGGGGUUAUAUGGUACGAAAACUGUGAACUACGCUACUCGAAUGAGAAUUUCUUUGGUGUGGUGGAUUACGAGGAUGAAGCCUAUUGGUGUUGGAUAGACCGCAAAAUCAAUGACGAAGUUUUGUUCUAUAAAGGGCUCACCGCAUUGAUGAAUAAUUUAAUUGAGAUGACGACGACUGAUCCUUCCAUGCUCAUGUUCGCUGCCGGAGAAAUUGAGUUGUCGGUGAGUCAGAAGAUAUAUGGGCUGGUGCAGUGUACAAGAGACGUAUCGAUGAGUGAUUGUAGGUUUUGUUUGGAAAAAGCCGUCUCCCUUAUCCCCGUCUACUGCAGCGGGAAGAUGGGUGGUCAGGUCCUCAAGGGAAGUUGCAAUGCAAGGUUCGAUACCAAUAUCCCGUUUUUCUACUCCAAAUCCAUAGUCAUAUCGCCUGAAAAUCCUGACAAUUCAUCAGCGAAAGGCAGUGAAAGAGGCAACAAAGGGACCGUUGUAGUUACAGUAAUCACGGUUUCAGGUGUCCUUUUGCUUCUUAACCUCCUGACUUGUGCUGUUUGCUGGUGGUUGAAGAGGGGAAGCUGCACAAAGAAAAGCAGAGUUGAAGAAGGCGCAUUAGAAGGAAAAGAUAGAGAAAGAGAAAGGCCUAGAGCUAUCAUGUUCGACUUUGGCACCAUCAGAGCUGCUACCCGCGACUUCUCUCUGGCAAACAAACUUGGAGAAGGUGGAUUCGGUCCUGUUUAUAAGGGAACAUUGAUAAACGGCCAAGAGAUUGCAGUGAAGAGACUGUCAAAGAGCUCCCGUCAAGGUGCAAGAGAGUUUAACAAUGAGGUGGAAUUAGUAGCAAAACUUCAGCACAAUAACCUUGUUCCGCUUCUGGGCGGCUGCAUGGAAGGAGAUGAAAGGCUACUCGUUUACGACUACCACCCCAAUGGAAGCUUAAACAACUUCAUCUUUGGGAAUCCAACCAAACGCGCUCUCCUGGGAUGGCCCGCAAGAAUGGACAUCAUAAUGGGAGUGGCAAGGGGACUUCUUUAUCUUCACGAGGAUUCCCGACUCAAGGUCAUCCACAGGGAUCUCAAAGCCAGCAACAUUCUAUUGGAUGAACAAAUGAAACCAAAGAUUUCGGACUUCGGGAUGGCCACCCUCUUCGCCAACGACCAGACACAUGCUAUAACAACCAGAGUUGCGGGAACCUUUGGUUACAUGGCGCCGGAGUACAUCAUGAAAGGGCAGAUUUCAGUAAAGGCAGAUGUUUUCAGCUUUGGAGUUCUCCUUUUGGAGAUUAUCAGUGGUAGGAGAAAUGCUUCUGCAGAGGAAUCGGAUGGGGACCGGGACCUUCCAAAUUAUGCAUGGAGGCUUUGGAACGAAGAGAGAGCAUCUGAACUGAUGGAUCGCCAUGUCAUGGUCGAUCAAAGUAACAACAGCAACCGCAUUGAAGUGCUGAGAUACAUUCAAGUUGGGCUGCUUUGCGUACAAGAGCAAGCAGCCAGCAGACCGAAGAUGUCGAAGGUCGUCCACAUGCUGGACAGCCCAUUUAUGCAGCUCCCAUCUCCCUCACCACCUGCCUUCUCUACAGCGAGGAACACGGGGGGAGCACCUAAGGGUUCAGACGUUGACGAAAUUGUUGGAUCAUGUGUUGCAAGUGAUCCAGCCAACGCCCGCUCAGAUCUCCCGUCCAGCGACACCAUCACCUUGUUAGAAGCCAGAUAACAUUGUCAUGCCUUCUAUGAAAGACGGCAGGCUAGGAGGCUUUGUUAUGGAAUACAGUUUGGAGGUUGUUAGGAAUGAUCGUACUACAAAAUGG